Triticum aestivum (bread wheat) is the source of this 555-nucleotide messenger RNA. RefSeq lists its product as uncharacterized. The record is from RefSeq and is a predicted model, not a curated record. Lineage: Eukaryota; Viridiplantae; Streptophyta; Magnoliopsida; Poales; Poaceae. The coding region runs from base 4 to 441 and encodes 145 amino acids. The transcript is spliced from 2 exons.
CCCAUGCGACAGAUUCCGGUUGGUCGAGCUGCUCCGCUGCCGGCCGGCGCCCCUCGCCGCCUCCCUCCAGUCCGGUGGCCACAGCGCCCUCUCGCCGUUCAAGCUAUCGAACGCACAUCCGGAGCACACAAAAGAGAGAGCGCCCGCGCCCCCGCCCCCGUUGCCCCGCGCGACACGGCGAUUUCGCGAGCCCUAGCGAAUCUUGAGGCCCUCGGUGGAAUCGAAAAUCAAGCUGGGGAUGCUGGCUCGCCGGCGGUCCGGCGGAGCGUGAAUGAUCUGGUGGCAUGCCCUCUGGAGGUGAUCCUUUCCAGGGAGCCAAAGUUGGUGGUGGGAGAGGCACCAUGCAUGGACAAGGACUAUUUCGAGAUGAAUAUCGGACAAGGGGUUCGAUCUAAUUUAUCCAUAGCAACAACCCUCCUCUAUAAUGAGCCUGCAAUAUAAGCUAUGCUAGGUCUCGUCUUAAUAAGAUGGGAGUUAAGUUAGGUUCAGUUAACCUGCAAUAUAUAACUGUACUGAAUUGGUACCCAGAUGCUCUCAAAACACACAUAAUCUUUU